GGCCAUUCAAGACAUCGUGGUCACCACCAGGGAAUUGACAGCACAUCAUCGACCAGCACCGUUGACUUAAUGGCGGCGCAGCAGCAGGUGAAUGUGACCGACUUGGAGCGAGCUGUGUUGUACGCCUUCCAGUACGCAGGCGCUAGUCUGAACGAUGCCGAGUCGCAGAAGAUCAAGGAGGAGGCGGAGCUGUACUGCCUCGUCGCCAAGCAAAGGAGCUACCAGUUGUUCCUGCAACUGUUUGAGGUAUCGUCGCACGACGAGGUCAAGUUCUACUCGCUGCAGGCGUUGCAAGAGUACCUGACGGAAGGCUCUGCGUUGCAUACCCAGCUAACGUACAACAUGUCCCUUCAUAUCCGCACCAAGCUGUUGGCGUGGUUGCAGGUGCAGGACAGCUUACCGUCGUUUGUGAAAACCAAACUCGCUGUCGUGAUCGCUCUUCUGAUUCGCCGCGACUACCCCGACGCAUGGGGCUCGGCCUUCCACGACUUGUUGGCGUUGCUCCCGCGUGGUCCGUUCAUGGUGGAGAUGUACUUUUGCAUCUUGAAUGCUACGUACGAAGAGAUUGUCGAGUUCGACUCGACCCGCUACGGGGCCGAAUACGCCAGCCACAAUAUGAAGAUCAAGGACGCGAUGCGCGAUGGCCCGACCAGCUGCAUCGCUCAGUCGUUUGACGUGAUUUACAACGUCCUGACGGCAUACGACCAAAGCGACGGUCAUCUCUUGGCCUUGUCGUUGGCGGGGCUAGAAACUCUCCAAAAGUACAUUCAAUGGGUCGACAUUGCCCUUGUGAUGCGGUUCGUGCCGCUGUUGUACCACACGUUGUCGCAUUUCGACGCGCUUCGAUGCCGCGCGGCCAACUGUCUUAACCAAGUUGUGGCCAAAGGCAUGCAGCCCGACAAGAAGCUGGCGCUGUACACGUCGCUGGACCUCGUGCCGGUGCUCACUGCGUUGAGGCAGUCCGUGCUACAUGACGACGACGACGUGUGCGAAGAGAUUGGCGAAGUGGUCAACACGGUGGGACUGGAACUCAUCAUGUGCAUCGAUUCAUUCCGGCAAACCAACGACCAGGACCGAUACCAAGCAGCAAGUGCGAUGCUGGCAUCGCUCAUGCCCAUCACGUGGUUCUUGUUUGCCCACGACAGUACCGAUGUAUCGCAGGAAGUGCUUGAAGUGGUGAAUGCACUCACGGGCCUCUUGCGAAGCGAACGUCCACAAGACGUGUUCCAGCCGUCGCAGUAUCUCAGUCCGUGGCUCCAUGGUAUUUACCGGCAAAUGCGGUACCCGGACGAAGCCGACCAGGUGGACGACGCCGAAUUCGAAGACUACCGCCGCCAACUACGCUCCAUAUAUGUCAAUUUGACACGGAUGCGACCCGAUGUGAUCUUGCAGUACAUUGCCACGUUGCUCCAAGACGCGCUGCAAAAUCUCCGCACGAUGGACCACCGCGACCUGGAAGCGUGCUUGGCGCUCGUGUAUCACUUCAAGGAGGGGCUCACGGGGGUCGAAUUCCCCCAGCAGUACGAUGACCCCCAAGGACCCUUCAUGCAGUUGGUCGUGGCGAUUCACACUGCGUUUCUGGCGCCGCAUCUCAACUUGCCCGCGUUCCACUACCGCACCCUGUGCAUGUAUUACGAGAUCACGACGCGCUAUAGCACCCUUCUUCGCAUCGACUCGAACUUGUUGCUGUUGCUGCUGCAGCGCAUCUUCGGGUCGGCCGGCGUCGGACACCUCCAUCCAACUGUGCGCUCCCGGUCGUGUUAUUUGGUCCUGCGCCUUCUGAAGUCGCUCGGAAGUGCCGUGCAUCCCCACAUGUCGCAGCUCUUGCAAGCGAUUGAACCCCACUUGGUGGUGCCGGGCACGGACGCGUCGGCCGCCGCCGCGAAAGCCGACGGCCUCACCCUCGAGGAUCAAUUGUAUUUAUUUGAACUCACGGGGUUUCUGAUUGGAUCGAUGCCUGCCGCCGACAACCAGCUCAAGUGGCAGUACGUGGAAAUCGUGCUCACCCCCCAGCUCGCGCAGCUGGACCAGUGUCUGCGCCAGCCGCCAUCCGCCGAGAUCAGCGUCCAUCUGGCGUCCGUCCUGAACGCCAUGACCCACAUCCUCAAGGGCUUCAAGAGUCGCCAGACGCAAGCGAUCUUCUCCACGACGUUGUCGGCUGCGGCCAGUGUGCUGCUGGCGUACCGCACCAGUGACAUUGUGCGCAGCAAAGUGAUCAUCACUCUGCAUCGGCUGGUGAUUCUGCUGGAUCCGGCCGUGUUUUUGUCACGGGCUGACGUCUUGGCCGUGCUCAUGCAGUGCUGCGAAGCGAACGACGUGGUCGAAGUCGUCCAGCUGAUGAACCAGCUCAUCAUCCAGUACAAAACCGUGCCAGACUUCUACAACGUCCUCGACCGGAACGCGCUUCCGUUCUUGCAGCGCAUGGUGCAGUUGAUCUUAUCCGACCAGACCAAUGCCACGGAAAAAGCCACCGCCCAAAAGUACCUGUACUCGUUCCUGAUGAACGUCGUCCAGCACCGCCUCACGGGGGUAUUGGGCUCCCCCACGAAUGCCGCAUCGCUGCCCCAGGUGUUUCAGCUGAUCCUGGACGGGUUCAGCAUGGAGCUGCACAUCAUUCGGGCAGUUUCGACCUUUUGCCAGAACUUGGUCGAGCACGUGUUCAAAGAAAACGCCAACCUUCUGGCCGACCACCGCGACCACGUGCGCCUCUUUCUGCUUCAAGACGUGCUGCCGCUGUUGUUUCAAGUCGUGCACACCAAAGAAUUUAACGCCCGAGAUGCCCAGAGCCUCAUCGUGCUGCGCGAUGUGGCCAAGCUGCAAGUGGCCAUCUACGGCUCGGCCUUGCGGGAGGACUUGAUCCAUGCAUUGCGUGCGUAUUUCGCCACGAUCAGCAUGCCCGUGCAGUUGGUCGACGAGUACUGUGACGCUGUUCGUUCGGAGAACGUGUCCAACGUUGUGAGCAAGUACGCUGCGUUUGUCCAGUCUUGAGCGCAUUGGUUUUUCAUUCCAUGAGCCCCCCUCCCCCCCGACAACCACUAGCAUCGGCGCCGUUUCGCCCCCUUUAUGCGCGGCAAGUUUAAUAGACCCAAUUAUUCAAGUUAUUCAGUAGUACGUAGUAGUUCAUUGCUUGAUUCGUUUUAGUUGUUAUCCUUCCUUUUGCAGCAGAAGCGCCACCCCUGCCAUGAUCCAUUUGGCCUUGGCCACCUUGGUGCUCAACGUAGCCAAAAACACAAACGUCGGACCUCGUUGCGACGUCAUGUACACGGGGCAUUCGUACACGGACGUGUCGUGGCGAAAGUAUCCGGUGGCAGUCGCCUCCCAGUCUUCUUUGAUCGACACCGCGCG
Molecule: messenger RNA, 3345 nt
Organism: Aphanomyces astaci
Lineage: Eukaryota; Oomycota; Saprolegniomycetes; Saprolegniales; Verrucalvaceae
Exons: 2
Coding region: 70-2988 (972 amino acids)
Biological process (GO): tRNA re-export from nucleus
Cellular component (GO): nuclear pore; nuclear matrix; cytoplasm
Molecular function (GO): tRNA binding; small GTPase binding
Source: RefSeq, a predicted model, not a curated record